Molecule: messenger RNA, 6280 nt
Organism: Oncorhynchus kisutch (coho salmon)
Lineage: Eukaryota; Metazoa; Chordata; Actinopteri; Salmoniformes; Salmonidae
Gene: tacc2
Product: transforming, acidic coiled-coil containing protein 2
Exons: 19
Coding region: 769-4251 (1160 amino acids)
Biological process (GO): cerebral cortex development; mitotic spindle organization; nuclear migration
Cellular component (GO): cytoplasm
Source: RefSeq, a predicted model, not a curated record
AGAGAGAGAGAGAGAGAGAGAAGGAAGCUUACUUUGACAGACUGUUUACUCCAUCCUCUAAAAUAGCCUACGAAGAGAGAGAUAUGUGUGUGUGUGUGUGUGUGCGCAUGCGUGUCUCUCACACAGCCGCACACAGAGCUGCCAGCAUCUUCAGUUCCAGGCGUGUUCACAUCCGGGUGGUUAGGGAAAGAACAAGAGGGAGGGAGGGAGAUGGAGAGAGAGAGAGGACCAAUGAGGGAGAUGGAGAGAGAGGACCAGGGAGGGAAGGAGAGAAAGAGAAACUGACAGAAUAUCUGCAGGUUAGUGUGAGAUUCAGCAGCUAGAACGAUCAUUUAGGACUGGAGAAGAGAGGAAGGCUCAUUUAGGACUGGAGAAGAGAGGAAGAGAGGAAGGCUCAUUUAGGACUGGAGAAGAAAAAGAAGAGAAGAAGGGAAGAGGAGGGGAUAAAGAAACAACAAAAGAGCAGAAGAGAGGGAAGGAGACACAAUAUAAGAGGGAUAGAGACAAGGAAUAAGAACUCUUGAGAGAAGGAUAGGAGAGCAGGAGAGGAGAAGAGUAGAGACUCGGUGUAUAGAGAAACCAAAGGAAAGAGGAGAGGCGGAGGGGAGAGGCGGAGAGGCGGAGAGGAGAGGCAAAGAGGAGAGGUAGAGAGGAGAGGUAGAGAACAGAGGUAGAAAGAAGAGGCAGUCGAGAGAAUAGUAGAGAAAUCGACAGGAGAGCAUCAGUAGAGAGAGUCAGUUCAGAGGUAGAAGCAGAGGAGAGACAGGCAUGGUCUGGGGGGCUCUGUCUCCUCUGCAGUGGGCUCGGUGGGGCUGGGACACCCUAUACAGAGACACCAGCCCUGGGGAUGGGGACAGCCCUACUAACCCUACUCUGGGGAUGCUCCAGAGACUGUCCUGGGGGUCCCAACACCAUGCCAUGAUCCUGGCCAGACAGAGGAGCUCAGACUCUGACGGAGCGUUCGAGACACCGGAGUCGACCACCCCUGUCAAGUCCCCCACUGGAGAGACAGACCAUCAUACCCAGCUGCUGACCUCGGAAGACACCGGUCUUGGCUGUGACUCUGAGGCAGAUGGUGAACCCAGGUCAGAAGCUAAAGGUCACCAUGGUAGCUCCCUGUCCAUAGUCUUUGACGAGGACAAGCCCAUAGCUGCUAGCGGAGCCUAUAACCUAGACCAGCUCAUAGCUGCUGCUGCUGCUGCUGCUGAGGCCCAGAGCCGAUCAACUCUAACCCGCUCUCUGAGCCUCCAGGCUGGGGAGCUAGACGGCUCCGGCCCCCUAGACAGCGUAGGAUCCUCCCUCUCAAUCGAAGACUCCCGUCCCUUGGCUGAGGCCUUUAGUAUCGACAGUGGUACUGAGAGUGCUCCUGGGACCCUCCGCAGACCGUCCAAGAAGGGGCCUCUCCGCCCUGGCGGCUCCCUGAAACAGAAGCCUCUCCUCAGGCAGAGCUCUAACCCAGAGAGCCCCCAACCUCCAUCCUCUGGUAUCACACCGGAGCUGAAAAAGAGCACCAGAACAUCUAGCCCCCUAUUGGGUUCCGAGGACCCGGAAGUAGGAGGAGCCACAACAGACUCUGGCCCUGCCUCGGCCACGCCCAGUCCAGGAGGCACGCUCCGCAGAACCAGGAAGUCAUGCGUGGAAAGCCCCGCCGCUCUCAUUGAAGAGACCAAUCACACUAGCCCAGCGACAGAUAACCAACCAAUCCCAACCCCUACUCCUGUUCCGACCCAGGAGGAUACCCCCAUCCCAGUGCCGGAAGCCCCUCUCCCAGCCAGUGAGGGCUCCUCUCCCAUCCCCCCUAGUGGGGCCUACAAAUGGGACCCAGACAACUUUGAGGACAUCGACCCAUUCAACACCGGAGGUAGUAAAGUCGCUAACUCCCCCCCGUUGGGACGGAAAGGAGUCGCUAACUCCCCCCCGUUGGGACGGAAAGGAGUCGCUAACUCCCCCCCGUUGGGAAGGAAAGAAGUCUCUGCGUCCAUUGCUCAUAAAACUGUCACCCCUGUGUCUAACCUCCCUCCUGUCUCUACUGAGGAACAAGCUCGUCCCUCUACCAGCCCCCCUAUUCGCACCUCAGGGGCGGUCAGACUGGAGUUUGACUAUUCUGAGGAGACCCUCGAGGAGCCUCCUAAGGCCUCUCCACCUCCCAAGAAGCUGGGCAGGAAGCCAGGCUCCAAGAUGCCUCUGAGGAAGCCCAGGAUGGGCCUGAAGAAGGUCGUCCAGCCGCCAUCAGAAGCCCUCGACAACACGCCCGCCACCGUCCCCGGUGAUGACCUCCCUAUCCAUAAGGCUUCCUAUAACUUUGACCCCGCCCAGUGGGACGACCCUAACUUCAACCCGUUUGGCUCUAACAGCGAGAUCCCCGUCUCUCCCAAGCUGAACAAACCCUCCUGUAGAUUCGACUCUGACACCUUCGACGAGUCUGCUGCCUUCAAGUCCUCCUCCAAUAGCAUGGCUGCGUCUCCGCCCACGGCUGCUUCAGGCUCCGCCUCCUUUGAGGUGUCGGCCAAUGACAAUGACGUUGAUAACGAUAAUGAUAACGUUGGUGAGCUGGAGGACCACAACCAGAACAAACCAUCCAAAACGAAGAAGAAACCUAUCAAAUCGAACACUUUCAGAGUCAAGAGGUCCCCAAAGAGGUCGGCCAUGUCUGAUCCAUCAUCACAAGAGCCCACCCCAGUAGAUGAAGCCCAGCCUCCUAUCCCCCCGCUACAGGACGACCACGCCACAGACGAGGAGAAGCUGGCCUCUUCCUCCAAUCACAAAGAGAAGCUUGCUUCCUCAGCCAAUCACAAAUGGGCAUCCAUGGAGGCGGAGCUAACCUCUGACCCCCAGGAGGAGUUCCCGCAGCCAUCUGACCUCACAGCCUUCGUCAACGAGAACAAUCGAGUGCCAGACUAUGAGAUUGAGUACAUGGAGAAGAUCGGCCCCCCUUCGCCGACUCUGUUUGUGAAGAAACCUUCAACUCUCUACCUGAAGCUGGACUCUGUGACAGACAGCCUGACCAAGCCUAACCAAGGAUCAGAACUCAACUCUCCCUGCACAGGGUACAACACACUGGGAAGUUUUGAGGAGAUAGAGGCCCAGAUCACAGCCCAGAUGAAGACUCCUGUGCUGGGCUCAAGACCUUGUCCAGAAGGGUCUCGACCCGGUCUUGAGGGGUCCACUGGAGAGAAAGAGAAGACCAGGAAGAGAGAGAGCCAGUCACUCAGCCGGACACAGAGCACAGACAUUGAGCAUGGUGCGAAACCCACCCAGGGCUCUAUGGAGGUCCAAGGUCCAGCCCCUGGCCCAUCCCCAGACGUACCCUUCUUAGCCAGGCUGUCUGAGUGCCCUGACCCCCUAGCCUACCUGGAGGCUGUGGAGACUGACCUGGCAGAGACCAACCCCACUGCUUUCGCCCUCAAACUACAGGAGGAACUGGUUCUAGCUGCUCUGAGGAUAGAGGCUCUUCAGGUAGCCAAAUACAUCUCAGACAGCCCCUCCCUCUCCACUGUCACCCCCCAGCAGAGAGACAGAGAAGUGAUGUCAUCGACGCUGGACAGGGACUGCGCGGAUACCAAGAGUUCUCUAUACACCCGGACAGCGGGCUACGGAGAGGGGGAGAGGGACAGCACCUACCCACCCAAAGACAUGGAGCACUCCCUGGGCAUCGCACGAGAAGAGAUCGUGUCCAAGGAGAAGGAGGUACUGGAGUGGCAGAGGAAAUACGAGGACAGUCGACAGGAAGUGCUGGAGAUGAGGAGAAUCGUGGCAGAGUAUGAGAAGACCAUUGCACAGAUGAUUGGGCUGCCAGACGAUGAGCAGAAGGAUAAGUCUCUGUCUCACCACACCAUCCAGCAGCUGAUCAUAGAGAAGGACCAGGCUCUUUCAGACCUCAACUCUGUAGAGAAGAGUCUGGCUGAACUGUUCAGACGUUACGAGAAGCUGAAGGAUGUCCUCGAGGGCUACCGCAAGAAUGAGGAGGUGCUGAAGAAAUGCGCUCAGGAGUACCUGUCCAGGGUCCGUAAGGAGGAACAACGUUACCAGGCCCUGAAGAUCCACGCCGAGGAGAAACUAGACAAGGCGAACUCCGACAUCGCCCAGGUGAGGAUGAAGUCCCGUCAGGAGACAGCAGCGUACCAGGCCUCUCUCAGGAAGGAGACUAUGAAGGUGGACUCACUGGAGAGAACUCUUGAGCAGAAGAACAAAGAGAUCGAAGAACUGACCAAGAUCUGUGACGAGCUGAUCGCCAAGAUGGGAAAGAGCUAGCAACACUGAAUACGUCCAUGUCUCCAGGGCCUGAGGGGAAGGAGUGGUAGAAGAAUAGAAGAAAGAUAAAGAGAGAGGAUGUGGUUCUCUUUUACGUCCAAACCUUCACUUUGGACUGAUGGGCAGCUGGACAGAUGGACAGUUGAAGCCAAAGUGGUUUCUGGAUUUAAUAUACUACUGACUGACUGUGUACAUGUAUCUACUGGCAUCAUUGCACCCCCAGAGUAUUGGGGAGGGUCAAUGGUUUUCUUCUGUUUCACCCAGUACAUUUUGAUGUGCCAAUGUGUAAAACAUGUCCUGUAUCAGGGAUCCGGUGAAAGAGUGUUUUGAAAUGUACUCUAUAUCAUAAAUGAGAGAGAGAGUGUGAUGUGUGUGGGUGUGUGUGUGUGUGUGUGUGUGUGUGUGUGUGUGUGUGUGUGUGUGUGUGUGUGUGUGUGUGCGUGUGUGCGUGUGUGGGUGUGUGUGGUGUGUGGGUGUGUGUGGUGUGUGGGUGUGUGGGUGGGUAUGUACAAGUGUGCAACUCAGUCUCAUGUACACAUUUACAGUUUGUACACAUGUUGUGGUGUGUGUGUGUGUGUGUGUGUGUGUGUGUGUGUGUGUGUGUGUGUGUGUGUGUGUGUGUGUGUGUGUGUGUGUGUGUGUGUGUGUGUGUGUGUGUGUGUGUGUGUGUGCGUGUGUGUGAGAAAGCGUGUGCGUGAUAGAGAGAAAGGUGAGUGCAUUGAUUGAAGAUAGACCGAUAUGCGAUGUGGUUGCCAUGACAGCAAAUGAUGGGGACAUACGGUUCCCUCUUCCAACUCCUGCUGAGUCUUCAAUCCUCAACACUAGAGAGUGAAACACAGAGGAAAAGAAAACCACAUACAUACAUACAUAUAUAUAUAUAUAUAUAUAUAUAGAAUAAAUCAAUGAAUCGUUCAGUCAAUAAGAAAUAUACUUGAUCACAGAGAACUGCAUGUGGAAGUAGAAAACUAUAAACGUUCUUUUUGUUUUGUAAGUAGGAAGUUGAUGAUUAUAAUAGAGAUAUAUAUAUAUAUAUAUAUAUAUAUAUAUAUAUAUAUAUAUAUCUGCAUUUUGAUACAAUAUUGUGUUUAAAUGGCUUCCCUUGGUCGUGUUAUCGUGCAGAUACUUUGUGACGCGUAAUUUUAUGUCAUAUCUUUUCUUGGAGAAAAAAACUAAACGUGUGAUGGGAUUUUAUUUAUUUUAAUUUGAAUAUUGAUGACGAUGAACGGUAAUUAUUCCUGUAAUAAUCAGGUGUUGGGACUGAGGGAAAAGUAAAGUAAUUUAAUCUUGGAUCUCUAUGUCACAGUCCUGUUAUAAUUGAUGUGUUCACAAGGUGGAAGCAAUUUUUUAAAAAGAGCUCUGCACAGCUACACGUCUGGGUUCAAAUGGUGAGUGUUUGUUUUGGCCUAGAGUGCCAAAUGGGCGGAGUUUGCAGUUUUGGGACGAUUCUAUUAAUCUGUUAAACCAGGCAAGAUCAAAAUCAAGCACAGAUAAUGUAAUUGAAUUGAUUUCUAAUACUAUUUGAACCCAGGUCAGCUAUAGUGUACAGCAUCUGAAACAUGGGAUAAAGGAUGACAAUAGAAACAUGGGAUGUGGCUUCUUUGAAAAAUAAAAACAAAAACAACAAACACCUUUCAAAGUGAUUAGGCCAGCGUUUCCCAACCUAGGGGUCGCAACACCACGUGGGGUAGCCUGAUAUGAAAAUGGAGUCCUAGGAGGAAAAUGAAAAUUGCACACACGCACACACACACCUAGGAUUCUCAGUGCUGUGGGAAUGACAGAAACGGUCCCUGUGUGUCGUGUUUAUUUCAGAACACCUCUGUUCAUUUUUUUAUGUUUGUGGUGUGCAUAUGCCUUCACACUCAACAGAGUGAAUUCAGCACUAAAUGUUAACAUUUAGUUCCUGUCACCCUAUACAGAGUAGAAAAUGAACACUGGCUGUGUGAAAUUCACAAUACGCUGGAGUGAACUAAUUAGUAUUGCACUCACUCUACAGUGGAAUAAAAUGUAAUUAAACUGUGUGAUCUAUUUC